ACUCUUCCAUAUGUACAGUUCAUCACCUGGUCAAUUGGCACUUAGACUUGCCAGGUAAUGCCAAUGGUUAAUUAUUCAUUUCACUUAAUGUGACUAUGGACCUGAUGUCUAUUUUUUAAAACUUCAUUUCUAACUACUUGAAGUGAAGCAUAGACAGUUCAUAUUCCCACAAGCAUCUAGUUGACUUGGAAAUAAAAUAUAAGAAUUUUGUUGAUAUUUUAUCUUUCAGUUUGAGAUUUUCAAAAAAAAAAUAUUGAGAAAUGAAAAUGAAAGGGAUAAUCAUUUAGAUUGUGUUCAUUAUAAAGAAAACAAAAUAGCACCUUCAUCAAAUAUUUUGUUUUAUAGAACAGUUAAAAAUUAGAACUUGUUUUAAAUAGUUGACCUCUUUAAUACAGGGCCCUUAACAGCAGUAGCGUUCAUGACGCAACUGUGACGCGUGACCUUGUGCUGAUGAUCAUCAUGCCAAUAUUAGCAGUGACUAUUCCAGUUACAAUCCUUGUACUCUGGCUACUCCGCCAUUUCAUGAGGUCCCAUUCCCAUUACAGGGGUCAAGAUCAUUAUGGAAAGUGAGUGUCAUGAGAAUGUUCUUGUUGGUAAAAAGGCAUAGAUAUCAUGGUUUUGCUUAAAUCUAAACAAUGAUUAAAGUUAAGUUUUUUCAAGUACAAUGUAUAACCAAAGAAAGAUUUCUGCAACAUUUCAGUUUCCUGGUUGAGUAGGAAUUUUAAAGUAGGUGAUGAGUGAGUAAUGGCUUGUGUGGGAAUGUUUAUAGUCAGAAGCCUACAUAGACAUACGAUAAAAAAAGAAAUUACAGUGCCAAAAAUAAUUUGAUGUCUUUUAAAUUAUUUUAAUUUCUUGUUUUUUUUUCUUUCUUUAGUAGGAAACCUGAUGAUGUUGAUGUGGAAGACAACAUGAUCAUGAUACAAACGCCCAACAACGGGGAAGAAAGUGAUGGCGAGAGUCAGACGGAGAGGAAGGAAGCGAUUGAUGACGAGGAGAAUGAUGACGAGAACGAGAACAACAACGAGGAUCACAAUCCUCACGCAGACGGUGAGGAGCGGGAGGAGCAGGAUGAGGAGAGGGACGGGGAGG
Messenger RNA from Lymnaea stagnalis (great pond snail), 1089 nucleotides. The record is from the annotation of a GenBank genome assembly. NCBI's taxonomy places the organism in Eukaryota, Metazoa, Mollusca, Gastropoda, Lymnaeidae.